This is a messenger RNA of Alternaria infectoria, 207 nucleotides long. RefSeq lists its product as uncharacterized. Bases 1 to 207 code for a protein of 68 amino acids. Lineage: Eukaryota; Fungi; Ascomycota; Dothideomycetes; Pleosporales; Pleosporaceae. The record is from RefSeq and is a predicted model, not a curated record. The transcript has 2 exons.
AUGGACGACGAGGACGAUAUCGAGAAAUCGCCAUGGGACUUUGCAUUACCCGAAGAGAAGAAUGGCGCAUUCGAUUUCGAUGUGGAGAGGAGAUUGACCGUUACGGAGAUUGAAAUGGGAAAGGCUAUGGAUAUGGGGAAUAGUUACUUCGAUGAUACCGCGUCGGAGGUCGAGGAGAGAGAAUCGGCAGUUCUCAUCUCAUGUUAG